Molecule: messenger RNA, 898 nt
Organism: Phytophthora nicotianae INRA-310
Lineage: Eukaryota; Oomycota; Peronosporomycetes; Peronosporales; Peronosporaceae
Exons: 1
Coding region: 243-839 (198 amino acids)
Source: RefSeq, a predicted model, not a curated record
UCUUAGGCUGUCCAAGUUUGUGCCUGUCUAGCGACUGCCUUUCAUGUGCUGGAGGUACUUAGUAUAUUGCGCUCCUGUAGUGACCAGCACAAGUGACAUUACUACUCCCAGCACCCAAAUUUCAUUCCGACCAUAGUGUGUCACAUCAGACAGGCCUCGAUGAGAAAGAGCUCCUUAUCAUCUCUUUUUCAUUCGCGCAUUCCUUCAAUUCCGCCCUAGUGCACUGCACACUCCAGCCAAAGAUGCAACCAAAUAACUACCUCGCUUCCAUGCUCGAGCGUGUGAAUCAAGAGCGUGCAACAAAGAAUCUCCCACCUCUGCGAAUGCACAGUAAGCUGCAGGCGGCAGCUCAGCGUCAGGCUGACGACAUGGCAGCGAAUAACUUCAUGGGUCACACGGGAUCCGAUGGCUCUAAAAUGACGCAACGAGCUGCUGACGCUGGUUUCAGCGGUGGGGCAGUCGCUGAGAAUGUGGCUGCCGGUCAAAAGGAUGUGAAUGCAGUGGUGGAGUCGUGGAUGAAGUCUCCUGGCCACCGUCGCAACAUCCUGGGCAACUACACUGUCUUCGGUGCGGCGUACGCGUUCAACCGGUCAAGUAGGUACAAACACUCGUGGUCGCAAAUGUUCGGAAGAGGAGGCAACGACGAUAUCGACGACGAGAAUGAAAUCCCCUGGACAAGCACUGGUCAUGAUUUCAGCCCCGAAUCAACGGACGAGAACUCGACAAGUGACUCCGAUUCUAUACGUCAGCAGCGGCAUGACGAGGGAAGGACGGUGAGAGAAGUAACUUGCACGGGUUGCUGGUGUUUUGGAGCUAGAUUGAAGAUACUGGGUUUUUAAAGUAAAUCUUAGCUUUACUGUUAAUAAUUGUUAGCGUAGCAGCUCAUACCUACUCUUCU